AUGACUUCUCUCCAGGCUUUGGCAUUGCCACUAGCCCUUAACUUCCUCUCCCUAGUCCACGCCGUACCUGGUGGUCCAUGGAAAGGUUGGAGGGCCGGGAAGGGCUGCUGCAUUCCCCAUGGCGAUUCUCCAACCAUCAUCACUGAGGAUACCACCACCAUUAUCCCCCGUCAAUUCUCUUGCCUCUCAACCGGAACCCAGUCCACAAUCAACGCCCUCUUCUCCUCCGGCGGCGCCAACACCAUUGUCCGUCUCUGCCCCGGCGUAACCAUCCCCAUUACUGCCCCCGUUGUCUUCACAGCUCCCGGCCAGGAACUCUCCACCCAAGGUUACCCAACCGAUUCCACCCGAGCCACCAUCCUCAUCCAGCCAGGCAGCACCGUCACCUCUGCCAUCCGCGGUAACUGGCAAAACAACAUCAAGGUGCUGAACAUCCAGGUAGAUGGCAACCGGCCCAACGCUGGUUACUUGGGCGGCGAUGCCCUCCUGGAGAUGGGCGGCGGCACGGAAGGCCAGACGGUGAGCCACACAGUGGUCAAGAAUACUCGCAGCUGGAGCUGUGUGCACUUCAUCGGCAGCGGGCAGGACAACAAUCCGUGUCGGCAGGCGACGGUGACCUUCAACGAGGUUGGUCCGUGCGGACAUGAGGGUGUCGAUUCGGCCACAGGGAAUGGGUUGUGGGCGGAUGGAUUGAGUAUCGAGUGUAAAGAUACCACGGUGACUGAUAAUACUAUCACAGGCGCAACAGACGGCGGCAUAGUAAUCUUCGGGUCUCCCGGCUCUCACAUCCUCCGCAACACCAUUGUCUCCUCUUCCUCCUCCGGUCUCCAAUUCGGGGGCAUCAAUAUGGUCGACCCAACCUGGGGCGCCAACUACUCGGGCGUCGUCGUCUCCGAUAACACCAUCACCGGCGGGCCAGGCUCCUUCAUCAACCUCGGAAUCGGCAUGGGUUCGCAAGUCUGGAGCAACCCGCACCCGGAAACCAACUUUGGGCAAGUAACCGUCACCAACAAUGUGUUUACAGGCAACGUCGGUUUUUCCAUCGUCAUGAACGGUUGGUUGGGCGGUCUCACUGUCACUGGGAAUAGUGUCAGCGGUGUUACUACCCCUUCAUCGUCGUUUGCGUCAGCGGCAGGGUGUGGAAGCGUGCAGCAGGCCGAAUUUGCAGCGUCCCAUCAGCUGGUGUACUACCCUGCUGGCGUGAUGGGCAGUUCGGGGCCGAAUAACAUCCAGAGUCAGUUCACUGCACUGGCGACGAAUGCGUCCAACUGGCUUUGCUUGACGGAUCCGCUGCCGCCGUUGCCAGAUAGCAAGUCCUUUGCUCCGAACACCUUGUCUGUUGAUGCAUCUACUUCGCGGGUGGUCUCGCUGAGGGAUUUUCAUAUUCAGGUGCAAGGUGAUGGGAAUGUGGUGGGCAUUGAUACCACGGGCGGGGUGUGGACGGUUAAGUGGGCUAGCAGUCGGUAUUCGUCGGCUUGUGGCACCAAUGGAGCGCAGUGUUUCCUUGCCUUUGGGAUCGAUGGUAACUUUGUCAUGUAUGAUGGGAACGGGCCGCUUUGGGCGUCGGGGACGGAUGGAAGAGGACAGUUGUUGACGUUUUCCAGGGAGGCACCGUGGGUAACUGUCAGUGGGAAUAAUGGGCAGACUUUGUGGACUAUUGGAAACUUGUAG
Molecule: messenger RNA, 1671 nt
Organism: Sordaria macrospora k-hell
Lineage: Eukaryota; Fungi; Ascomycota; Sordariomycetes; Sordariales; Sordariaceae
Source: RefSeq, a predicted model, not a curated record